GCGGGCCCGCGGCGUCGGGCGGUGCGGAUGUCGGGCUGGGCGGACGAGCGCGGCGGCGAGGGCGACGGGCGCAUCUACGUGGGCAACCUUCCGACCGACGUGCGCGAGAAGGACCUGGAGGAUCUGUUCUACAAGUACGGCCGCAUCCGCGAGAUCGAGCUCAAGAACCGGCACGGCCUCGUGCCCUUCGCCUUCGUGCGCUUCGAGGACCCGCGAGAUGCUGAGGAUGCCAUUUAUGGAAGAAAUGGUUAUGAUUAUGGCCAGUGUCGACUUCGUGUGGAAUUCCCCAGGACUUAUGGAGGUCGGGGUGGGUGGCCCCGUGGUGCAAGGAACGGGCCCCCGACACGACGAUCUGAUUUCCGAGUUCUUGUCUCAGGACUCCCUCCAUCAGGCAGCUGGCAGGACCUGAAAGACCACAUGCGUGAAGCUGGGGACGUCUGUUACGCAGACGUACAAAAGGACGGAAUGGGCAUGGUUGAAUAUCUCAGAAAAGAAGACAUGGAGUACGCCCUGAGGAGACUGGACGACACCAAGUUCCGCUCUCAUGAGGGUGAAACGUCAUACAUUCGCGUCUACCCUGAGAGGAGCACCAGCUAUGGCUACUCACGGUCGAGGUCUGGGUCCAGGGGCCGUGACUCUCCUUACCAAAGCAGGGGCUCGCCACACUACUUCUCUGCCUUCAGGCCUUACUGAGCAAGGCGGUGGGACGUUUCUCUUUAUUUUUUUAGAUGCGCUGAGCUGCUUUGUGCUCAGAAUAUACAUUCCAGAUUGAUAAUCUAGUGUCUUAGGAAAUUCUGUAAUUUCUUCUUCUUUUUUUCUUUUUUAAGGAACUCCAUAUGUUCAGCUAGGGCCACCGUACUAGCAGUGACAUGUUUUAGACUGCAGAAAUAGAAGUUGUGGCUUUGGUUCAGAAACAAGUUGUAUAUUUUUCACCCCUGAUUAUGGGACAAAAAUCAGUGCAGCAGUUAUGACAACUGAGACACCCGUUUUGUUUAGAAAUAUAUUUUAAAUGUUUAGUAACUGG
Molecule: messenger RNA, 1024 nt
Organism: Acomys russatus (golden spiny mouse)
Lineage: Eukaryota; Metazoa; Chordata; Mammalia; Rodentia; Muridae
Gene: Srsf9
Product: serine and arginine rich splicing factor 9
Exons: 4
Coding region: 28-693 (221 amino acids)
Cellular component (GO): ribonucleoprotein complex; nucleus; cytoplasm
Molecular function (GO): mRNA binding
Source: RefSeq, a predicted model, not a curated record